Molecule: messenger RNA, 1746 nt
Organism: Schistosoma mattheei
Lineage: Eukaryota; Metazoa; Platyhelminthes; Trematoda; Strigeidida; Schistosomatidae
Source: the annotation of a GenBank genome assembly
AUGCCAUCUACUACUAAUACUACUAGUACUACAGCCGCCACUACUAUUACUACUGACAAUUAUAUAAGUAAUAAUAAUUAUGAACAAGUCAAUGAUGAAUUAAAUGAUUCAACUUACACUGAUAAUACAAUCAUUAAUGAUAAUCCUGUUGCUGUUGUUGAUGAUGACAAUGAUGGUGAUGACAAUAAUAAUCAUCAUCGUCAUCAUCUUGAAAAGAUGAAAAUGGAUAAUAAUGUUAAUAAUAAUAAAACAGAAUCAAAAUUUUCAUGGAAACGUAGUUCAUUUAGUAGUUUAACACAUCGUAGUUCAUCAAUAUCAAAAGCAUUAAAUAAAACUAAUAUUAUUAAUGGAUUUAAUCAAUUAGAUAAUGAAAAUAAUAAUGAUAAUAAACGAUUAACAAUUAGUAGACCAAUUUUAUUAAGUCGACCAAAUUCAGUUACACAUUCAACUUUAAAUCGUCUACCAUCCAAUUCAUCAUCAUCUUCAAUUAUUGGUAAUCUAACUGAACCAAGUAGUUUAGGUAGUUCAACAACGAGUCGUGACAGUUCAUUAACUGUUGUUUCAUCAUCAUACAAUGGUUGCAGCAGCAGUAGUGGUGGUGGUGUUGGUAUCGGCUAUGGUCUCGUCGGCCCUAGUAUCGGUGGAUAUACUGCUGGUCAUGAUGAGUCAGCAUUUACAGAACAACAACAACAACAACAAACUCAACAUCAGUCUUCAAUAUCAUCAUCAUGUUAUUACGAAACAUCUACAAACGGAUCACUUUCACCAGCGUCUAGUCUAUCAUCUAUGAUAUCGACUACAUGUGUUCCAUCCCAUUCGUUAACAUCCAAUAUUUCAAAUUCUAUAAAUAAUAAUAAUUCUCCAUCAUUAUGCAAUAAUAAUAGCACAUCAAUUGCACAAGGUUGUCUACGAGCAUUAAGAUCUGGUGAAACAGUAUUUCGUGCAUCAACCAAUACUUCAACUGGUACAUUGAAUUCACGAAGAAAAGUUAGUACAUCUUCAAGAACAAAUACUCCAAUGUUGUUGACAGAUGAAAGAUCAACAAAUCCAAGAAUCAAAAAUUUAUCACCAACUGUAACAUUAGUUAACUUAUCAACAAAAAAUUCUACUGAUGAUGCUAUUUCUUCAUCAAGUUUAUUAAGAAAGAAAUCCAACUUAUUAUUUAAUCGUGAUAUAUAUCAGUCAUCAUCAUCAACUGAACGAAGUCCAAAUAAUCAUUUAACUAAUUCUGCUAAUAUAACAACUAGCAUUAAUACUAGUCAUACGUUACAACAACAUAAAACUUUAAAUCGUGUAGAUCUAUCACAUUCAUCAUCAUCUUCAUCGUCAAUAUCACCACUAUCUACACCAUUCUUGGGUGAAUCAACGGUACAGUGUUCUCAAACAAAUAAUGUUCAAUCGAAAUUGAGUCACCCAACAACACCAAAAAUAGACACGACAACACCAUUAAAUGAAAAUAAUAAUGGUAAUGUGUCCAGUAUGGAUUUAAACAGUGUAAUGGCAUCAUUUUUAAGCAAACAUUUUGGUAGUUUUCUUGAUAAUGAUACAAAUCUAUGUAAUACGAAUGGUAUCAAUGGUGAUGAUAGUACUGGUCGUUUCCAAAUGAAUAAAAGUCAUGUCCCAUCGAGUUAUCGAUCCAAUUUGUCGAAAUCACCAUUCAAAUCAAGUUUAUCUAGAUUACCACCGAAACGUGGAAAUCUACGCAAUACCGACGAUGAUGAUGAUGAUGAUGUACUCGCUAUUUAA